Molecule: messenger RNA, 808 nt
Organism: Notothenia coriiceps (black rockcod)
Lineage: Eukaryota; Metazoa; Chordata; Actinopteri; Perciformes; Nototheniidae
Product: dystrophia myotonica WD repeat-containing protein-like
Exons: 1
Coding region: 365-808 (147 amino acids)
Molecular function (GO): protein binding
Source: RefSeq, a predicted model, not a curated record
CCCCCGACACACCAGGAGGAUGCGCAGUGCCGGGCCGGGCCAGCAGCAGCAGCAUCGACGCAGCAUCACACGUAGCCCACUUCACGCACACUGAUGAACGGAGGCAGAGCCCCUGUCGAGGAGGAUGCUCUCACCGGCUCAGAAGGGCUUUCUUUCGGGGUUCAUUUACCAGGCAGCAGCGGUUUGCUCGUCGGUGCUGGUGUAAAAUGCACUGGGGCAGAGCGGGAGUGCUGGUCGGCCUAGCUGAUCUCAGCCGCUCGGCAAAUGUUUCCCCAGUUUUAUUCUAGUAGGCUACAUCUUGAUUAAAGCGUUAUUAUUUCCAGGUCAGAAUCUCAGUUUCCUGUGCGGCUUGUUUCUACUGAAAAUGGCCGGAGAUGGCGGCGCUCUGAAGGAUAUCAAUGAGAUUAAAUCCCAGUUCCGGACCAGAGAGGGCUUCUACAAGCUGCUCACCCUCUCGGACUCGCAGCAGCGGGGCGGGCUGCCGCGGGGUCCCUCAGCCGGAGCCACGCUGGGCCCCGGGGCUGGACCCGGUCCGAUACCCGGCGGAGGGGUCGGGCUGCUGCAGGGGCCCGGGGCUGCCGCCGCUUCCUCCUCCAAUGCUGCAGCCAACUCCUCUCCAGCGGGCUUCCUGCCUCCGGUCCGGGUCUCCAUGGUGAAGCUGCAGCCCGAAGACCCGGGCGAGGAGUCGGAGCGGGUGUGCUUCAACAUCGGCAGGGAGCUGUAUUUCUACACGUACACCAACAUCAAGAAGGUGAGCCUGCUCUCCUCCGCUGUGAGCCCGGAUGAGAGGCUGGAUGCUCAGGUUUAG